This is a messenger RNA of Pseudo-nitzschia multistriata, 1359 nucleotides long. Lineage: Eukaryota; Bacillariophyta; Bacillariophyceae; Bacillariales; Bacillariaceae. The record is from the annotation of a GenBank genome assembly.
UGAACGAGAGCAAUUGCAUCGCAUCGAAUCUCAUACCACCGAAUCUCAUCCACGACAGCAAAACGAACUACCGUAUAUUCCAUUGCUUCCGGACCAUGCUCGAGCAACUGUCGCCGUACGAAAAGAUGCGCCUCGAGCGCAUCAAGCGAAACGAGGAACGGAUGAGGGAACUCGGCCUGGACAAGUAUCCCCUGCUGUUUUCGAAGAAGAAAAAACAAACCACGCCGCCGAACAAGAAGAAACAGCCCGCGAGGGUAGUGACCCCCGGCCAGGAGCGGCGGUCGCAGAGAAACCAAAAGCGAAAGAAACCCAUCGAGUCCCAGAACGACCACUUUUCCAGCGACGACGAGGUCGACGAGGACGACGAGGUCGACGUCCGCCGGCCCUACCGGAAGCGGAGGCUCCUCCUGGACCCGGUGGACUACCGGCUGUCCUCCGCCGACCGGGCCGCGCUGGAAGGGGCCGCCGACGAAAACUUUAUGGGCAAGUUCCAGGAGUUCCUCGAGUUUCACGACAAGAUCUCCCCCGCCAACGUCAAGAACGUCAUGAGGCAGGCCCGGAAACUCGCCAGCGGCGAGGGCAUCCGCUACGAGGUGCGUACCGUCCCUGGACCAACAAAAAGAAUCCCUUCCUUUGUUUUGUUUGCUCGCCUUUUUGUUUUCUUCACCACCCCUCGAUCGAUCGACCAAGCGAUGUUUUCUUUCCUGGGUUUCGCCCCUUUCCCAACCCGCUCAAUUCGAUUCUCCAAUUUGUUUUGUUUCCAUUUCGUUUUUUUCGAACACACCCGAUCUCCUAUCGCGCACAACGCAUGCCCCGCGCAAAACAGUCGCCCCGGUACGGCUGGGCCCCGGGCAGGUACUUCCAGAAAGGAACCCCGAUCACGCCCAUGAGCGACUUUGUCGGCCUCAUGGCCAAGGGACAGGAGUGCGAGGACAAGUGGGGGAGGGACCACGGAAACGGCUGGCUCAUCUCCCACCCCCUCAAGAAGCUCCUCCUCUUCCAGCAGUUUGUCCUCCAGCAUCCCGACUUUCUUGCGUCGGACCUCAGGCUGAAAGAGUACUGUGCCGAGGAGUAAGCAGCGCGGUUCGGUACGGAGCGGGGCCCGCUGUGCAGCAUGCCGGCGACGGAAGGACAAGGGUUCGGGCCUGGUUCUACCUCGUGCCCCGAUGGCAAAGAUUGGCAGCUGCUGGCAGUAUGGCGACAAAACGUGCAACUGCCCGAAGUCAGUGGUACGGCACAGCCAACAAAUUGCAAAGUACCGUGGUGAAAUCUACAACAACACCGAGAACAAUAGUGCAUACUAUGCCCCUGUUGGCGAAGGAACCGAAUAUCUCUCCUUAAUAAUCAACUACAAUCGCA